This is a messenger RNA of Zea mays, 2357 nucleotides long. RefSeq lists its product as uncharacterized. Gene Ontology annotation, biological process: regulation of transcription by RNA polymerase II. Bases 187 to 2082 code for a protein of 631 amino acids. Gene Ontology annotation, molecular function: cyclin-dependent protein serine/threonine kinase regulator activity. The record is from RefSeq and is marked provisional. Lineage: Eukaryota; Viridiplantae; Streptophyta; Magnoliopsida; Poales; Poaceae. The transcript is spliced from 7 exons.
CCCCUAUCUCGUGGCGACGCUGGACACCGCGCCGCCGCCCUACGCCGUGGCGACUACUGGACGUCGCCGGCGCCCUACGCCAGGUCUUCGCCAUUCCAUUCUCUGGAGACAAGCACCCAACAGAUACCGAUCAGGCAUUCAAGAAGUAAAUUCUUCUUCUAUUGUGCUGAAUAUAUCUGAUUCUACAUGGCUAUGGUGCCAAGUGAUUCAUCACAUCAUGGAGCUGUGGACAAUAGCCCUAAUGGAUUCACCCAGGGUCGGCGUGAGGAAGCUAGGAAACUUGGGCCAUCAUGGUAUUUCAGUAGAAAGGAAAUAGAAGAACAUUCUCCAUCCAGGAGGGAUGACAUUGAUUUGAAGAAAGAGUGUAGCCUUCGAAAGUCGUAUUGCAGUUUUCUACAAGAUUUGGGCAUGAAGCUUAAAGUGCCCCAAGUGACGAUUGCUACAGCUACGGUAUUCUGUCACCGUUUUUUCCUUCGUCAAUCCCAUGCAAAGAAUGAUAGACGAAUAAUUGCCACAGUUUGUAUGUUCUUGGCUGGGAAAGUUGAAGAAACACCUAGACCUUUGAAGGAUGUUAUCCUGGUAUCUUACGAGCUUAUUCAUAAGAAGGAUUCUACAGCUGGCCAGAGAAUCAAGCAGCAGAAGGAAAUAUAUGAUAAACAAAAAGAACUUAUUUUACUCGGGGAGCGAAUUGUACUUGUAACACUUGGGUUUGACCUGAAUAUUGACCAUGCUUACAAGCCCUUGGUUGAAGCAAUAAGGAGAUUCAAUGUUGGUAGUAAAAGUUCGCUUCCUCAGGUUGCCUGGAAUUUUGUAAAUGAUGGACUGCGUACUUCGCUUUGCCUGCAAUUCGAGCCUCAUCAUAUUGCAGCAGGUGCUAUCUUUUUGGCUGCUAAAUUUCUCAAAGUGAAGCUUCCAUCUGAUGGUGAUAAGGUUUGGUGGCAGGAUUUUGAUGUCACACCACGGCAGCUUGAAGAAGUUAGCAGUCAAAUGAUGGAGCUGUAUGUUCAGAACCGUACACCACAGGCACAACAAUCACAGGGAAGCGAAGCUGAGGGGAGCUCUGCUGGUGUGCGUAAUCAACAUUCAUCUGUAAAAUCUGAAGGAAACUCCAAGGAACCAUCUGCUCAUGGAUAUCAUCCGGCAUUCAAACCGUCGAAUUUGCAUCAUUCAUCCUUGGCAGGUGCUCCAGGUGACCAUGACAGUGGGCAUUCAAAUUCAGACAAGCAUGUUUCUGGCCACAAAAUGCUUCAAAAUGAUAAUGGUAACCAUGUCGGUAGCAAAGAAAAGAACAAGAGUGGAGGUAAAUCGGAUGCUGGUAUGGAUAGAUUUUGUCAUGAGAAAUCCCCACCUGGACAUCAUUAUUCCAAGGUCAGCCAUGAGUCUCAUAAUCCAGUGGAAGAACAAAAACCACAUCAAUCACAUGAUAACCCCAAUGAAAGAAUAGAUGGCAUUCUUGGUGGCAACGAAGUUCCUGGUGUGUCGACCUCCAGGAUCGAUGCAAUGAAUAAAAUUGACAAGGGUAAGGUAAAAGCAGCUUUGGAGAAGCGAAGAAAAACAAAAGGUGAUAUUACCACAAAGGUAGACGUGAUGGAUGAUGAUGAUCUACUUGAGAGAGAGCUUGAACAUGGUGUUGAAUUGGCUAUUGAGGAUGAGAAGAUUAAGCAGGAUAAGAUGCAGAACUUGUCCCAUAUUAAGGACAAGAAGAUUACGCAGGAUAAUAUGCAGAACUUGUCCCAUAUUAAGGACGAGCAGGAUAACAUGCAGAACUUGUCCGACAUUAAGGAUGAGAAGAUUAAGCAGGAUGAGAGGCAGAACAUGUCCCAUGCUCCAGUGGAUCUUCAAACCACUGACCAAGUAAUGGAGAAUGGUCACCAUGUCGAGCCUAGUGUACCAACAACUGUGGAAGACACGGGGUUUCCAUUGGACAACAAAGAACAUCCUCCAUUUGAUAAGCAAAAUGAUGUUCCUGAGCACGAGUCCCAGCAGCUUGAACACACAUUGAAGCACGACCUCCCUCAGCUGGUAGGGGGGCCUGAGCAGGAUGAUGGAACAGACUGUAAAAGGCCUAAGCUCGAAGAGUAGGUUCUGGAUGAUGCUCACUUUAUUUUGGACAGUUUUCCUGGAGACUGGUGAACUGCAUACAACUUGGCACGGAGUUGGUGAGCAUGGCUUUGCCGGUGCCUUGCUGUGCUGUGAAAUAUGCCCUACGGCUGAUUGCAGUUUACAAUUCGAGGGAGGUCGUGCUAGCAAAUAUUUUUACGUUCAAACGAACAUUGGAAUAUAUGGACCAAAACAUGCUCACGCUUCUGAUAACGGUUGCAUUCGUUCCUUAAAUAUGUGUUCCAUGAAAGUGAAGC